This is a messenger RNA of Peronospora belbahrii, 603 nucleotides long. NCBI's taxonomy places the organism in Eukaryota, Oomycota, Peronosporomycetes, Peronosporales, Peronosporaceae. The record is from the annotation of a GenBank genome assembly.
AUGUCGUUCUGGCAAUGCAGCUCGUCAAGCAAUGAAGAUUUGGUUAACCGUUUGAGACGUACAGGCGUCAUUAGUUCAGACGCUGUGUAUAGCGCGAUGGUACGAACUGAUCGCGCUAAGUAUCUUGCACAAGUUGAAACUCCAGAUGGAGGACAUGCGGGUGCAGUCCAAGCUUACCAAGAUGUUCCUCACCCUAUUGGCUAUCACCAGACCAUUUCUGCGCCGCAUAUGCAUGGUCAUGCAAUGGAGUUGGGUUACGCUGCAAUCAAGGAUGUGACGAGUCCUCGAAUCUUAGACGUGGGAUCUGGCUCUGGAUAUCUUACAGCGUGUUUGGGUCGGAUGGUGGAAGACAGAGGCGGACAUGUGUUUGGUCUGGAGAUCGUUCCUGGACUUGUCCAGUUUGCCAAAAAGAACAUUGGAGUGGCGGACGGCGACCUGAUUGAUCGAGGUAUUGUAUCAAUCCGCUGUCACAACGGCUGGGAUGGGCUCCCAAAUGAAGCACCAUUUCAUUACAUUCAUGUGGGCGCUGCCGCAGAAGUGCCCCCCUCAAGCCCUCUUGGAGCAGCUUGCAGAUGGCGGUUGUCUUGUACUUCCGCUGGAUGA